This is a messenger RNA of Labeo rohita (rohu), 4383 nucleotides long. RefSeq names its product leucine-rich repeats and transmembrane domains 2b (gene lrtm2b). Lineage: Eukaryota; Metazoa; Chordata; Actinopteri; Cypriniformes; Cyprinidae. Gene Ontology annotation, molecular function: protein binding. The transcript has 3 exons. The record is from RefSeq and is a predicted model, not a curated record. The coding region runs from base 596 to 1846 and encodes 416 amino acids. Gene Ontology annotation, cellular component: plasma membrane.
AUAUAUAAAUAUAAAUAUAAAUCACACACACACACACACACACACACACACAAACAUAACACAUUAUCUUUUGACCUAAUAAUAUAAAUACUAUUAAAAAUACCACAUAUAUAGUCUAAAUCACUGAAAAUAUACUUUGUAAGUAACCUCACAAUGCAUGCCUUUAGUUUUUCACUUGGCUUUUUGCUCUCACAACAAGCAAUGGGCCUCUGGGCAGCUUUCAUACAAAGUACUCUCUUUUACUCUUUCUUUGCCUUCUGAAAACUCAAAUCCAUUUUAGUUCUGUGAAUUUUUUUGACCUCAUGAUGUAAUAUAAGUUCAGCUUUUGCAGGGCAUUAAUUUAACAUUUUAAUCGUAGUCAAUUUGUUAGUAAUGUCAUGCAGAAAUCUGUACCAGCAUAACAUGCAUCAUAGCACCCAUCAGUCUUCAUUCUUCCUUCCAACAGUGUUUGUUACACCAGACUGCAACAACUACACCAAUUCCGAGUGAAUUCAACCAAUCUCGUAGAGGAUUCAUCAUGAUUAAUUUGGCUUAGACCAGUGGAUGUUCCUCCAAAGAUCUGCUCAGGAACUGUUACAACAGAGUUUGGAGGACAAUGCAGUCCAGAAUGAACGUUAUAAUUUCCUCAGGUCUCUUGAUGACUCUUCUGUGCUUCUGUGGAACAUCUACAAGUUGUCCAUCAGGCUGUUCCUGCAACGUGAACCGCACAGACUGCAGUGACCUUAACCAGCUGGCUUCCUUAGACUCCAUCCUGAACCAGCUUCCCUUUGACACAAGCUACCUCAACCUCUCAAAUAACAACUUCACCACUGUGGAACCUGGGAGUUUUUCCAAUUUUAGCAUCCUGCUACAUCUAGACCUCUCCAGAAACCUUCUCUCCACCAUCAACCCUGGGUGUUUAUCCAACCUCAGCAGUUUGCUUCAUCUAGACCUUUCCAGAAACCUUCUCUCCAGUCUUUCUCCUUCAAGCUUCUCCCACUUGAAUAACCUGGAGGUCCUGGAUCUCUCCGAAAACCUCCUUGCGAGGCUCCCCGUUAAUUUGUUCUCUGGCCUCGGCAGCCUAAGAGAACUGGUGCUAAGAGACGACAGGCUUAAGGAACUGAAUCCAGAUCAGUUCAAAGGCCUGACUGAGCUAAGGCGUCUAGAUCUUUCCUUUAACAGUCUCAGUUCUGUGCCCACACACCUAUUGGAUGGGCUCCAGAACCUAGUGUGGCUCUCGCUUAUGGGUAACAAGCUGCGAACUCUGCAGCAGACUUCACUUGAGCCAGCGACCGCUCUACAGCACCUUCUGCUGGAGGGAAACCCAUGGAAUUGCAACUGCAAUUUAAUUUCACUCAAGCAUUGGCUGGAAUGGAUUACAUAUACAGGUGGCAGUGUAGAUUCCGCCAACUGCUCCUUGCCUGCUAAUUUGCAUGGUAAGGAUCUUCGCACUAUCCCUAUGGAGAUGUUCAGACACUGUUACCCCCUCUAUCUCGAGACCAGGAACCCAUCUGCUGCCGAUGGCCAUCAAGUACCACCCGGGUCGGCAGGUGACUGCAUGCGUCAGCGCUACCGGACUGUGAGUGUGCGCCGAGCGACUGCCACGGUGGUGGUAGCUGGGGUGGUGUGUGGCGUGGUGUGUGUGAUGAUGGUGGUAACGGCCACCUAUGGCUGCAUCUAUGCAAUGCUGAUGGCUCACGAACAGCAGCAGCUGAUAGAGGGAAACAGCCAGCAACAACAGCCGCUGAUGGUGGCAAAGGAACCAGAGCAGGAUGAAAAGGAGGAUCUGAUGCCGACUAUCGGAAAGGGAGCAGAGGCCAAAGAGUGUGUAGGGUGGAUGGCAUUUCCUCCAGAAGUGUGUGUUUAAAGCAUAUGAGGAACCUACAGUUUAUCAUUGAUGUACAUAGAUUUAUAAAUGUUUGUUUGGGAGCGACAGUUAGAGAGCAAAUUAUCCAGUGUAGUUCAGGAGCAAUUACAGAUUUUACAAACUGGUUCAAAAAGACUCAAAAAGAUUUAAAAAAAUGUAAUAGUCAAAGAUGAGUAGUAACUGAUUACAUGUAAUCUGGAUUACAUAAUCAGAUUCCAAAAAUUAAGUACUUGUAAUUAGAUUGUUAAAUUUUUUAAAAUUCUCAUAAUUAGACUACAGUCAUUUUUUUAUUGAUUACUUGAUUACAUAUUAUUCACAAAAUAGCAAUUAAUUACAGUGCCUUGCAAAAGUACUCAUUUUGUUAUGUUGCAGCUUUAUAUUAAACUGCUUUAAAUCACUUUCCACAUCAAUCUACACUCCAUACACCAUAAUGACAAAGCACAAAACAGGUUUAUAACAAAUUUAUUAGAAAUAAAGAACUGAAAUUAUUCCAUUGCAUAAGUAUUCAGUAUUCUGGGACACUUAAAAUUAAGCUCAGGAGCACUCAAAUUGCUUGUAGAUGUUACUGCACUUCGAGUAGAGUUAACCUGUGGCAAAUUCAUUUGAAUGAGUAUGAUUUGGAAAGGUGCACACCUCUCAGAAAAGGUCUAACAGCUGAAAAUGCACAUCAGAGCAAAAACAAAGCCCUGAGGUCAUAUUAACUGCCUGUAGAGCUCAGAAACAGUUUGCGUCAAGGCACAGAUCUAGGGAAGAGUUCAGAAAAAAAAUUCUGCUGCACUGAAGGUUCACAAAAACAUGUAGCCUCCAUUAUCCAUAUGAAAGAUGCCUGGAACAACUAGGACUCUUCCUAGAGCUGGCCUCCUGGCCAAACUGAGCAACUGAUGGAGAAGAGCUUUGGUCAGACUGGUGAUCAAGAAGCUGAUGGUCACUCUAGUUGAGCUCCAUGAUCAUAUAUGCAAAUGGAAGAAACUUACAGAAGGACAAACAUCACUGCAACACUCCACCAAUCUGGGCUUUAUGGCAGUGUGGGCAAACUCAAUCAUCUCCUCAGUGAAGACACAUGAAAACACACUUGGAUUUUGCAAAAAAAGCACCCAAUGGACCCUCAGACUGUGAGAAACAAGAUUCUCUGGUCUGACGAAGCUCAAUUCCAAGCUUCAUGUUUGAAAGGGAACCGAGCACUGCUCAUCACUUGCGAUGUAGCAUCCCAAAAGUAAAGUAUGGAGGUAGCAGCCUCAUGCUGUGGGGCUGUUUUUCACUGGCAGGGACUGAGGGACUUGUCAGCGUAGAAGAAAUGCUCAAUGCACCAAAAUAUUGAGAUAGCCUUCAUAAAAACCCAGUCCAGGGCAUUCAGAUACCUCAGACUGGGCAGAAGGUUCACCUUCCAACAGGACAGUGACCCUAAGUACACAGCAAGAGUGGCUUACAGACAAUUCUGUGAAUGUCCUUGAGUGGCCCAGCCAGAGCCUAGGCUUGAACCCAAUCAAAUAUUUCUGAAGAACCCUGAAAAUGCCUGCCAGCCCCCAUAAUUGCCAAAUGCAAGAUGUGCAGAGCUUGUCGCAUCAUACCCAAAAUGACUUAAGGCUGUAAAGGUGUUUUAGUUAAGUACAAAGUUAGGGGUGUGAAUACUUAUGCAAUGCUCAUAUUUCAGUGUUUUAUUUUUAAUCAAUUUGCAAAGUUGUCACAAAUCUGUUUUUUGCUUUGUCAUUAUGGUGUAUGGCGUGUAAAUUGAUGUGGAAAAAAUUAAUUUAAAGCAGUUAAACAUAAGGCUGCAAUAUAACAUAAAACAUGAAAAAAAAAAUGAGGGGUAUGAAUACUUUUGCAAGGUACUUUUUCUAAUUUAUUGAUUCUCCCUAGUUCCUUUUUUUUUUAUCUUUUAAAUGUUUCUUUCUUAAACAGCCUACUUCUUUUAUACACUCAGAAAGACCAGUCACUAGUCAGAUGGCUACAACAGUAGUCUAAAAGUAAUGUAAAAGUAGUCCGGACUACAAUUUGCAAAUAAUCUACCCAGCUCUGUCUCUAGUUUUUAAGUAGAUUUAUGGAACAUAACAAGAAAAUACUAAUCAGGAUUUCAUAUAAUCUUCUAUUAUUUACUAUGAAUUCUCCUAACAAACUUUGUGUUUGAUUUCUUAUAGCUGCAAUCAAUCAGUUGUUCAUUAGCAUAUUAGACAGUAUAUUUUUCUAAAAUUGAGAAACAAAAUAACAUUUUAAAUGUAUAUCUAUGUUUAAUAUGUGUGUCUACAUUAGAGAUGCAGCAGUAUUAACAUUCUGUUUGAUAAUUAUGAUAAAUAAGUUAUUAUUUUCAUGUUAUUAAAAUUCUAUUAUUUAAAAGACAAUAAAAUGCAAAAAAAAUAACAAUUUAAAAUUUAACAAGGCAUUAUAGUGCACAAUGUGAAAAAUGGAUAUUCUUUUUCAGAUUUGCUAAAGAUCAUAUUUAAAAGUGUUAUUCAGUUAUUAGUGUUUUUAAACAAUUAAAUAUUUAAUAUCAGCCCACAAAAUUCUAAUAUGGUCCCAAACUAAUGCAUCCCACUCCAUUU